Hypanus sabinus (Atlantic stingray) is the source of this 7310-nucleotide messenger RNA. RefSeq names its product NACHT, LRR and PYD domains-containing protein 3-like. The record is from RefSeq and is a predicted model, not a curated record. The transcript has 5 exons. Gene Ontology annotation, cellular component: cytoplasm. Bases 4576 to 6732 code for a protein of 718 amino acids. Lineage: Eukaryota; Metazoa; Chordata; Chondrichthyes; Myliobatiformes; Dasyatidae.
GAUAACGGACUUAUAGCCGAUUUCUCUGGCCCCCCAAUUUGGGAAUCAAAUCCCGGACGAGCCCCCAAUUUGGUUAUGUACCCCGUAACUGGGUGUCUAACCAGCAGAGAAAGAAGUAUCCGUUGGAGUCUGGUGGUACUAUUUUCAAACAGUGUUUAUUAGUAAAAUACACAAAUCAAUAUCAAUAAUGCAAAUAUAUAUAUAAUACACGUUAGCAAUACUAAACCGAAAAGUGUGUGAAUAAUAAUACGCAAUAAUAAACAAGCUCUAUCAAUGUCUAGUGGAUAAUGAAUUGUCAUAUGUGAAUAUAACGUACAGUUCAGUUCACACUUGCUGAGGUAGAUGUUGGUCGUUGUGUUGUAAUUGUGAGAGAGAGAGAGAGAGGAGAGAGAGAAAGAAGAGAGAGAGAGAGAGAUGUAACAGCUACAGGCAGGCAAACCUUCCUUUACGUUCUUGAUCCGUCGAUGUGUUGUGGCCAUUCAGGUACGACCCCUCUGUCCUUCUGUGGUGGACUCGUCACUCUGGCAUGAGUGGGCACACAGAGAAGCCCCCACCGGCCCUGCUAUAACACUGUGAGUUAAACUGACCGAUCCUUUGUUCGGUCUCCGGUGCCCCACACCUUCACGUGGGUUCCAACACUCAAGCAGUGCUCAAUAGUGUGUCCUGGUGUGUCUGAAGGGAGUCUCCGUAGACCUCACUUUUAUCCCUUCUCACGGGGUUUCAGUUGUACAUCAAUUUUGAAUGGCUGUGUCCAUCAAACCAGCCCACUCCGGCUGUCCACUGAGGAAUUUUAAUGAACAGAAUGGUACAAGGUGAACAACCCUCUCAGAAGCCAUAAGUCUUUCAGAAGUCAGAAUAUGGUGGAUCAACAAGUCUCACUCCCCUGCUUUAUCUCUCUCUCUUAUCUGUAGCAGAUGUUCCAAUUCCAGCAUGUUUUCUCUUACAUUCUCUCUCUCAUUAGCAGCAUAGCAACAGUAACGGUUUGUGAUUCUCCAAAAGGCGGGGGGGGGGGGGAGAUGGGCAACUCUGCACCCUUCUGCCCAUCAGAGCUGUUCAUCCUUCGUAACACUGGCAAGUCCACAUCUGACAUGUGGAGGGUGUUUAAAGUCCAUCUGCACGGAGUAUAGGGUAUUUUGAAGUACGGGAGGAGACAGUGUUGGGUCUCUAUGUUCGGUGCUCAGUGACGCUCUCUUGCCCUCCGCUGUUGGAGUGCGUGGUUAUUUGAGUUCUUGCCGCUUUCCUGUCGGAUUCAAUCAGUCUGCCCAAUCUCACUGAGCUCUCUCAUUAACGGGGCCUUUAGAACCGCUGUUCACUGGAUUUUCCUUUGGUUUGAUUCCGGACCAUUCUCAGUAAACUGAGAGAUUUACACUUGAGAAUCCAAGCUGCUGAUCAGUUUCCGUAACACUCAGACCACCCGGUCUGGCACCAGCGAUCAUUCCCCGGUCAACGUCACUUACAUCACAUUUAUUUCCUCUUCAGAUGUUUGGCCUGAAUAACAACUGAACCCGUUGACCAUAUCUGCAUGUGUUUGUGCUUUGAGUUGCAAGCAGAUGAUUAACAGAUUCGUAUUAAUGAGUUGGUAUAGAGUUGUACCUAACAAAGAGGCCAUUUAAUACAUUUCCCAUUUAGACAAACCCUCACCCAUCUCGAAUAUGAACACGGAUGAGAUCUGAGCCUGAUUGUUGAUGAUCUGCAUGUUUGUAACAACAGGUUGUCGCUGGCAAGGCAGUGGACAAAACACUGUUAUAAGGUGAGGAAUAUCUGGAGAGAGAGACCCGUCACUGUUCCCUCUAAACUGCUCGUCUGCGUAACCACAAUGCUCCCACGAACGGAGCCUUUGUUGCAGCGCAGAUGGAAUUAAACACUGUCGUAUAAACGUUUAUGAAACCUGAAAGUUUUUCUUUGUUGUACUGCAUUUUUAUCCUAUCCUUUAAUUAGUAAUUAAAAUCAAUAGCAUGUUUUUUUCCUCUUGUCUGUCUUAAUCCUAAAAUAUUCAUGGAUGCAUUUUACAAAAGAGGACGCAUCUAUGGUGUUGUGCUUUUCUCAGUCCGUGUGAAAAGUUCCGUCUCAGAGCAAUGGCUGAUCCACGCAGCUGCAAAAAUAGUCAUUAGAUGGAACAUUGGAGACCGACCCACAUUACAUUCUAUGCAUAUUAAUCACGAUUGAAUAUGGUACAUUAUCGUGCUUCCUGUUAUAGAGGAGAUGUUAAAAGUCAAUAGAGUGGACAAAACAGUUUCACCGGGAGCCUCUCUGGUAUCCAGGAAAUAGUAAUGAAUAACGCAAGAAAAAUUAAUAAUCAUUUCGCCUUGUCCGUAGGAGCCUACUUUAAGGCAGUGAUGCUCAGGUGCUUAACAAUAUAGAACUAAUACUGAACAGCGAAUAACUAGACGGUCCAUUUGCUAUAAAUUCAAGAGCUUUUCGUUUUCGUUUCUCUAAAGAUCACUAUUAAUGCCCCGAUAAUCACUUUUACUAUUUUUUCAGAACACUGUGUGUUGUACCUCCCCCAUUAUAGGUAUGAGCAAGGAUGCGAUCUGGGCCAAAUUGCGCAAUUAAGCGUUCAGCAUAUCACGCAUCAUCCUGGAUAAUCCCAGUUCUGAUACUUGGUCUUCCACAGUGUCUUGUUCCACAGAUGCAAUCUGCUGCACCGAGUUUCCAGCACUAUAAGGGGACGCAGGAAUAUGGCAUUGGGGCAAAAAAAAUCAACCAUGUUUGAAUGAUGGAGGAGACUCGAUGGAAUGAAUCACUUCAUUCUGCUCGGAUAUCUCAUCAUGACUGAAUGAUGAGUCCUUCGUAUCCCGUAUCCGGAUUUGUGACGUGUGAGGGAAAAUUAAUGAUUUGUUCCAUGAGAUCCUUUUAUUUGUCUUCAGCGUUUAAAUUUCAGUGAGAUUCGCUUUUGAAAAAAUUGAGCAGAAAUAUUUUUUCUCCUUUGUAUUGUUAAUGAGCUUCAUUAUCUCUCUGGUUAAAGUUAGACCUGCGGUGAGAGAUUUAUUGGAAGAAAAGCCGACAGCUGGAAAGCCACGAAUGAGAACGAGUGAACAGCGACCAGUGAACCAGCCCGAGGACUGAGAGUACCAACUGAAGAGAACCCUCUGACUCAGAGUUUCCAUUGAUUUAGUCAGGAGAAAGUUUGGUGAGUCUCAUUCACUCGAACACUGGUCCUGUAAACAUUACAGACCUUUACAAAGGAAGGUACGAAAUAGGUGGAAUGCCUCGGUCAGACCAAGUUGCAAUCACUCCAGGUCUGGUAAUGUGCUUUCAGAAGCCCAGCUCUUUACAGUCACUCACAUUCUCUGAGUGUUUGCUCAUUUGAAGGUGCUGCAUCUUCUGAAGAAGCUUUUGGUUAGUUCUGAUGUUUCCUUGUUACGUUAUAAUCAUCUUAAAAUGCGUUGACAAUUUCCUCCCUUUAUAAGAAGCCCCAAGUGUGUCGUGUUGCAGUGAUUGUAGAAAUGUGGAAUUACCAUGAACUGCAGCAACAUGCCCUUGAUCCCAUUGGCUAUUGCAAUCUGCAGUGAUAUACUUACCCUCGAAUAUAUCGUCGUGUAGGCUUCUGCAGAGAACAGACCAUUUAUAAAGGAAAAUAUCCCAACACUGCAUUUUAUUCAGUCCAAACUAGCACAUGGCAACCCAUAAUUUAGCUUGACAGACCUUGGCCUCAUCAAGUACUUUUCUGCUAAUUACAUUGUCAAAACCUGUGAAGGUGACAUUAAGCAGAGGUGGAAAUUCAAAGUUAUGCUCCCAUGGAUGUUGUGCAAGGGCCUUCAGCAAAGCAUUUGACAAGGUGUCACAUGGCAGCUUGGUCUCGAUGAUCAGGUUCCACGCUGUCCGGAGAGAGCAAAUUGGAUGUAUUCAAAAUUAGCUUCAAGGUAGCAAGCAAAGAGUGGUGGUUGAAGAUUUCUCCUCGCAAUGGAGGCGUGUAAUUAGCAGUAUUUUAUAGCAAUGAUUUGGAUGCGGUUGCACAAGGAUUACUUGACUGGUAAGUUCGCAGAAUGCACAACCUUAGUAUUUGUUGUUCACAGAGAAGAUUAUCGUAGCAUCUAGGGGAUCUAAAUGGACAGGGUCUGGUAAAGAGAUUGCAAACCCAAUCUGAUCAGCAGCGGAUUCAUGCAGAUGUUGGGGAUCAUGUGGACGAAACAGCCAGAGGAAGUGGAUGAGGCAGGUGCAGUUCCAUAAAUCAAAAAGCAGUUGGGGUGUGUAGAUGGAGUGAAGAGGCCAGAAGGGAGAUGGCCCUAUCACAGGAAAUCCUGACCAUCUCAGAGGGCACUGUGGUUGGCAUUGUGUCGUUGGGCUGAACGCUCUGAAUUUGCAUUUUCUUGCUCUGUGACUCUGUCAGUAGAUGCGCCAGGUACCAGUGGACAGAUAUGGUGUGGAAGUGGUUACUAACAGGGAAUGUUUGGUCCCCAUGCCAAAUGCUACAAGGGAUGGAAAUACUGUCAUAUUUGCAAAGCAGUCGUACUCUCCGACUCACUGUCUGCUUGUUGUGAAAUUUAGAGCCUCACCAGCAGGUGGAGCCGUCCUGCAGAGCGACCAAAGUGUAAACAAGACGACGACAAUCAACAAUCGUCAGUCAGAAUCAGAAUGGACAAAGAGCCAGAGUUUACAAUCUCUGAACUCCUGGCAGAAGGGGAGGAAUAUCGACUGUACCAACUGACAAAGUUCUACAGGGACAGACUCAAACAAGCAAUUGAAGAAAAGGUUGAGAGACUGGGUUGGAUGUUGACAAAGGAGGGACAUUUCAGUAGAGAAGAAAAUGAGAAAGUCACUGAACUGACAGAGAAGGGAAACCGGGCAGAGAGUUCCAGACUCUUCCUCAGUCUGGUGAAUGGCAAAGGCUCCCGGGCCCGGAGGGCGAUGUGGGAAUCUUUUCUGAUGUGGAGGACUGAGUUACCGAAGUUGGACAGAAUACUGAGGGAAAUACAGGAACUCGGUCCUGAUCCACAAGAAUACAUGAACAUCGGCCAAGGUUUAUCUGAAUUACCCACUCAGCUGAUAGAUGUUCAACAGAAACACAAGGAGACUCUGCGAACACGAACUGAAAAACUGAGAGUGAACACGAUCCUGAUGACGGAGAAGGUGAAGGUUUUCCAGCUGGCUGAUCGAUACGCUGAGCUCACGGUCAUUUCUACUGUUCGAGAUCGGACACUGGUGGAACAUGAGCUGCUGGCAAGAGGCAGAGACCAUGAGGAUUAUAGAGAGAAACAACUCCGCAGACAGCUGGAAAAAAUCCGGACUGAUCAGUUAUUCCAGAGCAGCUUUUCCCGGAGUAAAUCCAAAUCUGGGAGUUCAGCAGCAGUGGCCGGAGUCCCGGGGAUCGGGAAAACAACGAUGGUACAAAAGAUUGUUUAUGACUGGGCCAUGGGGAAAAUAUACCAACAGUUCCAGUUUGUCUUCAGUUUCAAAUUCCGAGAUUUAAACAGUAUUGACUGUCGAAUAAACCUGAAGGAACUGAUUCUGGAUCAGUAUCCUUACUUUGGGAAUAUCCUGAGAGAAGUCUGGAAGAACCCAAAGGGAUUGCUGUUUAUAUUCGAUGGUUUAGAUGAAUUCAAACACAAAAUCGAUUUUGCGGACAGUCGGAGAGAUACAGAACAAAAGCACCAGUGCCCAGAUCCCGAGUGGUGGUGUGAAGUGUCUGACAUUGUGUACAGUUUAAUCCAGGGCAAGCUGCUCCCAGGGUGUUCAGUGCUGGUGACCACCCGCCCCACUGCGUUACAUUUAUUGGAAAAGGCGAAUAUCAGUGUCUGGGCUGAAAUCCUGGGAUUUGUUGAUGAGGAACGGAAGGAAUAUUUCAUCAGACAUUUUGAAGAUCAGACGGUGGCGGAAGCUGUUUUCAAUUAUGUGAAGGAGAACGAGAUCCUGUACACCAUGACCUACAACCCCUCCUACUGCUGGAUCCUCGCUCUGGCACUGGGCCCCUUCUUCACACAAAGAGUCAGGGACCCACAGCGAGUUCCCAAGACCAUCACCCAACUGUACUCCUACUAUAUUUACAACAUCCUGAAAAACCACGGCCGUGAGAUUGAGAGACCCCGUGAUGUGUUACUCAGGGUUGGUCAGAUGGCCUUCAGAGGAGUGUCCGAGAAGAAGAUUGUGUUUACAGAUGGAGAUUUGGUCAACUACAGUCUGCAGCCUUCCCAGUUCCUGUCCGGGUUCCUGAUGGAGCUUUUGGAGAGAGAGGAUUCUGCCCAAAGCGUGGUGUACACAUUCCCACACCUCACCAUCCAAGAGUUUGUAGCUGCAGUCGCACAAUUCCUGAAUCCACAUCCCGGGGAUAUCCUGAAAUUCCUCACUGAAGCCCACAACACGACAGAUGGGCGAUUUGAGGUAUUUCUCCGUUUUGUUGCUGGUCUCUCCUCUCCAAUGACAGCUCGGGGCCUGGUGGAGUUUCUGGGUCCAUUUCCUCAUGAAACAACCUGCCGGGUGAUUGACUGGGUGAAGGAGGAGGUUAAACGUCAGAUUGGAAACACAGGGAGUGAAGCUGGUAAAAGGAGCCUCCUGAACACAUUGCACUACCUGUUUGAGUCUCAGAAUCGUGGACUGUCUCAGGAAACACUGGGAUCUGUGGAAACACUUUCAUUCCGUGGAAUGACACUGACCCCGAUUGACUGCGCGGUCCUGUCUCAUGUCAUCGGACUCUGUGAUACAAUAAAACACCUCAACCUGGAGGGCUGCCACAUUCAGUGUGAGGGAAUCCAGCGGCUGGGACCCGGGCUGCACAAGUGCCAGGAGUUGAGGUAACUUGAUUUAUCUCUCACUCGGAACUGUGAAACUGUUCUAUUGUGUCAUUUCAAUGUAAAGAGAUUUGGGUUAAACUGUGAUAAAUCAGAUUGUGAAGAAUUGUGACAAAUGCCCAGGGGAUCGGUCAGCAAUUCCCCAAGGACAGGAGGGUUCUGUGGUUCCUUGUGAAGGGAUGUUGGAGACUUCAUCAGAUCAGUGAACAACGACCAUUGGUUUAAUGGUAGUAAAUCACAGGAAUGGCCGUGUUUCCUGCUGCCUGUGACACGUCCAUUGACAAUGUUCCUUCUCACUGUUACUGACACCCAGAUCGACACUGACUGCAGCAGAUGGGUCAAAGAUUCACACCCCCUUCCCGGUGAGGGACAAGAGGCCGUCUGCAGACUGUCCCAGUGAGAAGGAAAGAAAUACCAUUGUGAGAUUGCCCUCCCCUGCCCUUUCCUGUUUGUGACUUUGCUCACUACCAGAUACACAGAGAGCGAGGCCGCAUCUCCUCUGGGUCUCUGUUCAGACCCAACACACGCGUACAAAAAUUCCCCUUCCUCCUUUCGGAUCUCUCUUCCAAUCCCCCUUCCUCCUGU